AUGAAGAGAAUGAGGCACAACAACUACAACAACGAGAACAAGAAGCAGAAGAAGCCAAAGUUGAACUCGAUGACAGACGUCUUACUCAUGGAAAUUCUUAUUGACAUCUUUUCGAGACUACUCGUAAAUUCGUUUUGUUGCAUCAAAUGUGUAUCCAAGGCCUUGUUAAAGACGGUUGACGACCCUUUUUUUGCCAUACAACACAUGCGGCGUCGUAUUCUUACUAGUUGUACCACCGUUGAAGUUCCUCGACUGGUUCUUCAGUCACCCCACUGCUUUACUUGCCAUGGUGUUGAUUAUAAGAAUGGAAACACAUGCUUGUUGUUGGAUCCUUUCAAGGGAGAAAUUCUAAUGCUCCCAACAACGAGUGACGUACUUCAAGUUUCAGCCAACACUGUCUGCCGACAAGAUUCUUACGGCAUGGGAUUUGAUAAUAAAACAAACACCUACAAGAUUGUUCGUAUUUCGUACCAUCAUAAGUACAAAAAGGGCCAACUAAGCGAACUGACGACCGAAGUGCUUGUAUUGGGGACAAGCUCAUGGCGGGAGUUACCCGUCUGCAGAUGGAGACAUGCAUUGGUUGGUUAA
Prunus armeniaca (apricot) is the source of this 588-nucleotide messenger RNA. The record is from the annotation of a GenBank genome assembly. Lineage: Eukaryota; Viridiplantae; Streptophyta; Magnoliopsida; Rosales; Rosaceae.